AUGUCGCUGCAAAGCACCGAACAGUUAACUGUAGCUCAGACUGAAACAACCGACGGACCGUCUGGGCGGCUGAGUCCCUCGCUCGUUCUCAAACUCAGGAAACCAAAAAGCGGGAGGCGUGUCGGAUGGUCGACAGAUGUUGUUGACAACGAACACCUGAACAAGAAGAAAUCAAAGUGUUGUUGCAUUUAUACGAAGCCGCGACAGUUCGGAGAAAGUUCCUCGGAAGACGAAGACGAGAAGGACUGCGAGCAUUGCUCUGGUCACGUCGAGAAAAAGUCGCAACCCAGUGAAAACAUCACCGAACCCUCAGGCAGCGAGCCGGGAAAGACGACGUAA
This is a messenger RNA of Galendromus occidentalis (western predatory mite), 339 nucleotides long. Its product is annotated as E3 ubiquitin-protein ligase PPP1R11. The transcript is spliced from 2 exons. Gene Ontology annotation, molecular function: protein serine/threonine phosphatase inhibitor activity; protein phosphatase 1 binding. NCBI's taxonomy places the organism in Eukaryota, Metazoa, Arthropoda, Arachnida, Mesostigmata, Phytoseiidae. Bases 1 to 339 code for a protein of 112 amino acids. Gene Ontology annotation, cellular component: nucleus. The record is from RefSeq and is a predicted model, not a curated record.